Messenger RNA from Haliotis rubra (blacklip abalone), 665 nucleotides. Its product is annotated as adhesion G protein-coupled receptor B2-like. NCBI's taxonomy places the organism in Eukaryota, Metazoa, Mollusca, Gastropoda, Lepetellida, Haliotidae. Bases 12 to 665 code for a protein of 217 amino acids. The transcript is spliced from 6 exons. The record is from RefSeq and is a predicted model, not a curated record.
ACACCGUGAUAAUGGCUCCUGUUAAUUACGUUAUUUUUAUUUAUUUUUUCAUAGGUGUAUCCACAGGAUUGGAGUCCAUAGUUGGCCAGGUAUUCUGUGCAUCUUGGACUACAUGGACAACCACACCGGCGUCCGCCUGUGGAGCAACAUGCGGUACGGGAACAACGACCCAAAAUCGGACUCGACAAUGCAACCCAGGUUUCGGUAGCCCUUCGCCAAGUCCCCCAGCUGGCUGUAGGUUUGCUCAACUGGAAGUGACUACCAGAGCCUGCAAUACUGGUGUUCCUUGUACAGGCUUGGUUGGGACAUGGGGAGCUUGGGCGAAUGAAGGCCUCUGCAGCACGUACUGCGGUAAUGGUGGUACACAGACACAGAGGAGGACGCGGACUUGCACCCCAGCAGGCCAAUGCAGUCAGUCCCUGGUAGAGCGAAGGGAGGUUUUUUGCACAAGAACUGCAUUUCAGCUGAGAUCCUGUUUCAGGUUUGGAGCUGCUACAUGUGAAGGUCGCGGCUUCCAAACAUUCCUGUAUGACUACAUUAUCCCGUUCUUCAACCUGUGUGUCAAUGGCCGCUAUGAGCAGGUGCGCUGCCCUGCCAACCGCUUUGGCCUGGUGUCCACGUGUGGUCAAGAUGUUCUCAGCAAGCAAGUCAUUCAACCUGAUUGA